Messenger RNA from Teleopsis dalmanni, 5196 nucleotides. RefSeq lists its product as uncharacterized. The transcript has a single exon. The record is from RefSeq and is a predicted model, not a curated record. The coding region runs from base 1 to 5196 and encodes 1731 amino acids. Gene Ontology annotation, molecular function: nucleic acid binding; zinc ion binding. Lineage: Eukaryota; Metazoa; Arthropoda; Insecta; Diptera; Diopsidae. Gene Ontology annotation, biological process: DNA integration.
AUGUCAGACGGAGAGAACGCAGCAACUACACCAAAACCAUUAGCAAUAACGUCUCUAAAGCAACAAAGAGCAUCGUGCAAGGGAAGCUUAACACGAAUCAAUAAUCAAAUUGAUUCAACAAUACAAUUAUCUUACAUUGAACUGGAGUGUAGAUUGGGAUUGGUAGAGUCGUACUAUAAGCAAUCUACUUACUAUCAAUUUCAAAUUGAGAAUUUAGAUCCCGCUGAUGGUGGACGCAAUGAUUUAGAUGAGUUGUAUAUCACGGUUAAAACUAAAAUAAAGUCUCUUAUGGAAGAACGUCGACCAAGAGAUGUUGUUAAUAACGAACACAGCUUCGUAAUGUCACCAACAAUUAAUAACACUCGUUUACCAGCUUUGAAAUUGCCACAUUUUGAUGGAAAUUAUAUGGAUUAUAAAAACUUCAUACACUCAUUUAAUAACUUAGUUAAUAAUGAUGCUACUAUAUCCAAGAUCGAAAAAUUCAACCAUUUGUUGACAUGUUUAAGUGGAGAGGCGCUAUCAACCGUAAAGGCCUUUCAAGUGUCGGAAGAAAACUACGAGCUAGUUAUUGCACGUUUAAAUGAUCGUUAUGAUAAUGACACGCUCAUAUUUUUAGAAAAUAUAUCUGCACUCUACAAGGUUCCUGUGGCUUGUAAUUCGGAUUCCAAACAGCUCAGAAAUAUUGUAGAUACAAUGUCAGCGCUCUAUAGCUCACUCAAAACAUUGAGUUCUACGACACAAAUCAUGGACGCAAUCAUGAUCCAUCUGUUAAUGAACAAUGUGGAUCCCGGUACGAAGCAACGUUGGGAGGAUCAGCUGUCUUACGAAACGUUGCCUACAUGGGAGGGCUGUUGUAAAAUGUUAGAAAGAAGAUGUCAACAAUUGGAAGCACAAGGCAAAAACAAUAACCUUCAAGUCUCAAAUCAAUUAGCAAAUAAACCAGUCAUCAAGGGAUCAAAACAAUAUACAAUGCUAACAAGUAUAAAUAAAUUUCAGAAAUCCGAAUUGGUAUGCGUAUUUUGUUUGAAGAAAAAUCACUCAAUUACUACGUGUCAGCGUUUUAUUAUUUUAUCCACUAAAGAUAAGAAAGAAAAGGUACGUCAAUUGCAAUUAUGUUAUAACUGUCUUAAUAAGGGACAUAGUGUAGCGGAAUGCCCAUCAAGAUACUCGUGUCGGUUUUGUAAGCAGCGACAUCAUUCCUUGAUUCACCAAACUGUUGAAUCACCAGUACAAGUUCCUUUUCUACAUUCAGCGGAUAAUAGUGAAAAUCAAAUUAGUACAUUCUCAGCCACAUCACAUGCCACUUCAGUAAGAAGCGACUCAAUUCAAAAGAAAAGUACAGUCAUUUUAGCCACAGCUAUUAUUCUUGUGCAAGAUGCUGGUGGUUGCUACCAUAUGUGUAGAGCACUACUGGAUUCCUGUUAUCAGGUGAAUCUACUCACACAUUCAUUUGCACAGCUAUUAAAUUUAAGAAAAUCAAAAUCCUCAAUUGAUUUAUCUGGUGUUGAUGACGCUUGCAUAAAAUUAAACUUCAAAACUCAAACUACUAUACGAUCUAGAGUAAGCAAUUUUGAAAAAUCGGUUGAAUUCCUGUUAGCAAACAACAUCACUGGCUAUCAACCUGACGAAUCUAUCUCCUUAAAGAAUAUGCCGAUGCCGAAAGCCAUCGAAUUUGCAGAUCCUGAAUUCAAUGUCCCAGGAAAAAUCGAUGCACUAUUGGGAACGGAAGUAUUUUUCGCGUUAUUGUUAUCUGGUCGCACCCAACUCGGUGUUAAUCUACCAACACUUCAAGAGACCAAAUUGGUUUGGAUUGUGAGUGGUAAAUGUGAAUCAUCAAGCAUGUCAUCUUCAGAUUACCGAAGUUUUUGCACAACAUUCCAAACAUUAAACUCUAAUGUUGAACGUCUGUGGAAAUUGGAGGAUGUUACUACCCAACCUUCGAAAUUCACCAUUGAGCAACAACAAUGUGAAAAGCAUUUUGUAGAGAAUGUACAGGUAAAUGCCGAAAAUCGAAUAAAAGUACGUUUUCCAUUUAAAACCAAUCCCGAUGCUCUCGGUAACUCUAGUGACAUAGCGUUGCAGAGAUUUUGUUGGAUGGAACGAAAACUGAAUAAAAAUCCAUCAUUGAAAAAGGAUUACGCAUUGUUUUUAAAGGAAUAUGAAAAUCUAGGUCACAUGUCCCGGAUUAUGUCUCCUGAUCUGAGUCGUGCUCACUAUUUCAUUCCACAUCAUUACGUGUUGAAACCAACUAGUGAGACCACGAAAUUGAGAGUAGUAUUUGACGCGUCAUGUCGCUCAGCAUCACAAGUAUCACUAAAUGACUUACUGAUGGUUGGACCAACAAUACAAAAUGAUUUAUUUGUUACACUAAUUCGUUUUCGGAACCAUCAGUAUGGGUUAAUGGCAGACAUAAACAAAAUGUACCGUCAAGUGUUGCUUCAUCCAGAUGAUAGGCGGUUCCAACUAAUACUAUGGCGAGAAAAUGAACACAAACCAAUCUCAACGUAUAUGCUUAACACCGUCACAUACGGCACAUCAGCGGCUCCACACCUUGCAAUACGAAGUCUCCAGUAUGCUGCUGAAAAUUAUCAUCAGGCGCAUGAACUAGGAAAGGCCGUUAUUCUAAACGACUUUUACGUUGACGAUAUGGUCACCGGAGCGGACGAUUUGGCAACAUUGAUGCAAAUAAAAGAAGAAGUUUCUGAAAUAUUAAAUCACUUUGGGAUGGAAUUGUGUAAGUGGCAUUGUAGUCAUUGUAACUUAAAUGCAACUUUGGAACGCGACCUUCAGCUGAAUGAAGACACAACCAGUGCUCUCGGAGUAAAAUGGAGACCAGAUACAGAUGUAUUUCUGUUUUCGUUUAAACCUAAAAAAUUGGUAAGCGUUACUACUAAAAGAUCGAUUCUAUCAUUUACAGCUUCAUUUUUCGAUCCGUUGGGCCUAAUCAAUCCAAUCAUUGUAGUACCAAGAAUCAUAUUACAACAGCUGUGGGUACAAAAUAUUUCUUGGGAUGAAGGCAUUCCAGAGAUUUUAGCAAAUAAAUUUAAGGAUUUCAUUGAUGACUUGCAACAUUUACCACUGCUACAUAUUCCUCGUUUUGUACGAGUGUCUAACACAAUUGAAGUACAAGUUCACGGCUUCUGUGAUGCAUCUGAAAAGGCGUACGGUUGCUGCCUAUACUUGAGAUGUAAGGAUUCAUUGGGAACCAUAUGCGUAAACUUACUUACUUCAAAAUCAAGAUUGGCUCCUACGAAAACAUGUUCGUUGCCACGACUAGAACUCUGUUCAGCUCAAUUAUUAACGAAAUUAUGGGCAAAGGUACAACCGCAUUUAUCGUUUGAAAUAUCAGAAGUCCAUUUCUGGUCCGAUUCACAAAUCACACUUCAUUGGAUUCGCUCUGAAUCAUCAACAUUAUCCGUUUUCGUUGGCAAUCGAGUUGCCGACAUCCAAAAUUUGUCAACAAAUACUACAUGGCAUCAUGUUGAUUCAGCAAAUAAUCCGGCAGACGUCAUUUCGCGUGGGUGUUCGGUGCACACAUUGCAGUCAUCCAUAUGGUUUCACGGGCCAACAUUUCUCCAAAACGACAUUAAUGAAUGGCCUCUGCACUCAUCAGUGGAAUUACAGACCACACAUCUUAAUUUGGAACGCAAGAAAACGUGUCUGAUUAUUAAACAAAGGAAACCAUCAUAUAUUAUCGAACAAAUUUAUUAUUAUGGUAAUUAUCUUAAAUGUGUGCGUACAUUUGCCUACGUGUUACGUGUCAUUCAACCACGAUCAAGAAAUACUGAUGUACUCAAGGCUAGCGAAUUAAAAAAUGCUCUAUAUCAUAUUGUUUGGGCUAUUCAACAGCACCAUUUUGCUAGAGAAAUUACAUUGCUGAAAACAAAAAAGCCAAUUAAGGGUCAACUAGCAAACUUAUGUCCGUUUCUCGAACAGUUUGGGAACUUGUUGUUAUUACGCGUUGGUGGCCGUCUGAUGAAUGCAGAUGUAUCUUUUGAAGUGAAGCAUCCUCUAUUAUUGCCAAAGGCGGACACAUUCGUAGUCUCAUUAGCGACACACAUACAUCGCUCGAAUUUUCAUGCCGGACCGCGAGCUUUAACAACACUCAUUCAACAAGAAUUUUGGGUCAUAAAUUGCAAGUCUUUAGCAACUCAGGUAGUUCGUAACUGUAUUCACUGCAUCAAAUAUAAACCGAAAUUGUUAGAGCAAGUAAUGGGUAAUCUUCCUAAAGAACGAGUCACAGAAUGCUUGCCGUUUCAUGUUACUGGAGUCGAUUUUGCCGGACCAAUACCCACAUAUUUAAAGAUAAGAGGCAAGCGACCAUAUAAAUCUUAUAUUGCUGUGUUUGUAUGCUUUGCAAGUAAAGCGGUGCAUUUGGAGGCUGUAACAGAAUUAUCUGCAGACGCAUUCAUAUCAGCGUUAAAACGAUUCGUUGGUCGUCGAGGUGUACCUAUGAAGAUAUUUUGCGACAACGCAACAAAUUUCGUUGGUGCAGACAACAAGCUCAGAGAGUUCCGCAAUUUCUUUAAUAAACAAUGUACAAUUAAUACCAUCACGUCACAUUGCGCAAAUUUACGUAUUGACUUUUCCUUUAUACCGCCAAGGGCACCUCACUUCGGAGGUCUCUGGGAAGCUGCGGUAAAAAUUGCAAAAUCACACUUGUACAAAACCCUAUCAAAUGCUCGACUUACAUUCGAAGAACUGGCUACGGCUCUCGUCGAGAUCGAAGCUGUGAUGAAUUCCCGUCCACUUACAAGUAUAUCCACAGAUCCUAAUGACUUGUCAGUAUUAACACCAGGCGAAUUACUAAUCGGCAAAAAACUAAAGCACAUACCGGAACCAGUGAUUACGUCACAGGAAAUUUCGUUGCUUGCUCGAUGGAAACGAAUUACUGCAGUAAAAUCUCAAUUUUGGCGUCGCUGGCAACAUGAAUAUUUAUGCACAUUACAAUCACGAAAUCGUUGGCAACAUUCAACUCGCAAUUUAAGGGUCGGUGACUUAGUAAUUAUUCAUGACGAUAACCUGCCACCUAUGAAAUGGCUUCUUGGUCGCAUCAUUCGCACGGUAACAGGAGCAGAUGGCAAGGUCAGAGUGGCAGAAGUUAAGACGCCUGAAACCACACUCACUCGACCCAUUGCGAAGCUGGCGUUGUUACCAAUAUUGAAUUCAGAUGAUUCAAUGGGGCCGGGAUGUUAA